This is a messenger RNA of Cladophialophora immunda, 2311 nucleotides long. RefSeq lists its product as uncharacterized. Lineage: Eukaryota; Fungi; Ascomycota; Eurotiomycetes; Chaetothyriales; Herpotrichiellaceae. Bases 554 to 2155 code for a protein of 533 amino acids. The record is from RefSeq and is a predicted model, not a curated record. The transcript has a single exon.
CCCCUCGAACUUGCAGCAACCUCUGACACUCUUCAUCAAAACCCCGAGGGUUGAGGCCCUUCCUCAGCCUGGCUCGUGCUGGCCGGCGGGCUCACAUCCAGGCUUCCUGCAAUCUCACUCUCGCUUGGAGAACCUGAUCGUCACUCUUCCUUUUUCUCCGGCUUUCUCGUCUGCGAGAUAGAGUUGUCUCUUAUCCUCAAUCAGGUAUCAUCCAACUCUCUUUACUGGGUCGGGCAUUUUGGUUUUCUCGUCAAAAUCCUGGUCGACCACUCUCAUUUUUAGCCUGGGUGGUCCUUCGUGGCGUGCACUUGUCCUUUCUGUUCGCUUGAGCCAACAAGGCGGGCAAGGCUUGAAAGCCUGCGCUGUCCUGUGUCAUGGCCCGAUCUGUCUGUCCGGGUUGGCCCCGUUCCAUUUGAAAACCCUGUCGCAGCCUCAACGCCGUCAAACGGAUCCUGCUACUUUUAGAGUUCCAGGUGACAGCUGCCUCCAGCAGCCAGACCCUCUCAGGAAUUUCGCCAGACUUCUCCAGAUUUUGCUACCCGUUGUUCCACGCAUGACUUCCCGCAACAGUUCUUUACCGCCGCCCUCCGACCUCGAUACGCCCUCUACCAGUCUCACCACCUCAGACGCCAUGGACCAGGUCCUCAAAGCCCGAAAGAUGAGCUCGGCCUCUGCUCGGAGGAAAAAGUUCCAAGAACGACAGCAGCAGCAGGCCAUGGACCGGGAGAAGCUCGCAGAACACAAGAGGAGGAUUUUGAUGUAUGAUCAUAUGGCAGAGCAUGCAUCGGAGCCCGCGGAUGGGCCUGGCAGCGAGAGCUCUGCGGACGACGUCGACAUGGACGCUGGGCGCUUUGAUCGGGAGUCGUCUGUGGAGACGCCGUCGGAGAGAAGCAUUCUGACACCAGAUGAAAUGGCUCAGAACAGAGCUACCUUUGGCAAGCAAACCUCACCUGGACCAGAUCGGGUUGCGGGUCUCAAAAUACAGAUACCGGAUGAAGAAGAGGUCCUCGAACGGAUGGACAUAGACGAGGUCCGUGUCGUCGUGCCACCUUCUCCGAAGCCUGUCCUUCAAGCUUCUCUGGCUUCCUGGUCCGACUUCAGAUACGACCGCUAUUCCGUAGUGCUCGACUCUCCACUCUCCGAGGCUCUAAGUCCUGAACUUGACAAUGAGGAAACAUUCUCCCCCAUCGAAACAGCGACACCGAUAUCCUAUCAACAACCAAAAUCCCGCCCUUCACUAAUAUCUAUUGCCAGCCUCUCCCACCGAGGCAAACGAAGGACGGCCUCCAUGCAGAGUCCUCUGUCGCAAACUGUGCCGCAAACGCCGGAACGACCAUCAAAACGUCAGUCGAUGACCAGUGUACAUUCAGGAUUCCCUGCCUCAGAGGCUACGCUGUUCGAGGUCCCAAGCUUACCCGAGAAUGCUUUCGAGCUCAUCGCCAAUGCCAGUCAAGAAUCGCUUCCCUUGUCUAUGAAGGAGCCAACCAGGUCCAAAGCCGAGAGGAAAUCAAGUAUGCCGCGAUUGUCGACUGCGCUAAGCCACGCGCGCAUGAGCAGCAUCAAGAGCUUCAUCAAGACCCCCACAACUGCAACUACGCCGGUGCCACAAACACGAUCAUCCUCUCGGCCCUCAAGUCAUGUGAGCAGACCUUCAACUGCAAGCACACUGGCCGCAGACCCUUAUUUUAUGAUGAAAAACCCGGCCGCGUCGACGAGUUCAAGUAACCUUUCCUCGAUCACACGCCCGCUCACAUCCCAGAAUGCUUCAGCUUCAAUGGUGGGACCCAUCAGCUCCAACAUGACGGCAUUACCAUCCCUCCCGACUCCCCCGGCAGAUGAAGACGCUUCAGACCCAUUGGCAACGAGACCAGCCAUGCAGAGAAAGAAAUCCUUUUCCGCGCUCCGGAGACGAAGCGAGAGUAUUGGACAAGCCAUCAAAGGAUUGGGCAAGAUCACGACGAAACACGAUGUUCCAGUACCGACGAAUCCAGGUCUGAUGACUCCGAAGAAACCUCAGGCAUUUGAUUUAUCUCAAUUCCCCACCCCACCUUUGCCUUCUCCUCGGACUGGGAAAAGUAGUGCAGGCUCAUUUACUUCGACCAGGGCAACGAGUAGUGGAGGCCAUAUAGGACUAGGCCUACGGAGCGUGGAGUGAUUUGCACAAAGGUGACAGGAUUGGCCUGUCUUGGAACAGAGAUCCGGUGUUCAGCAAUUCCAGGAGCGAGAGCAACUGUACUCUUUGAUGAAGUUAUGAUUUGAGUCUUAUUAGCGAUAUUGUAUAAAAGUGUAGUGGUAUUAAAAGGUAUUUGGG